Molecule: messenger RNA, 1994 nt
Organism: Carya illinoinensis
Lineage: Eukaryota; Viridiplantae; Streptophyta; Magnoliopsida; Fagales; Juglandaceae
Exons: 16
Coding region: 154-1863 (569 amino acids)
Biological process (GO): peptidyl-lysine monomethylation
Molecular function (GO): protein-lysine N-methyltransferase activity
Source: RefSeq, a predicted model, not a curated record
UCGUUAGAGCUUCAUUCUAAACCUUGUUUACAGCAGAACCCACUCUUUCUACGGCUAAACCUCUCUCUCUCUCUCUCACACACACACACACACACACACACAGAGACACACACACACACAUCAAAAGCAAUCAAAGCGGAGACUGGCUCAGCAAUGGCGAACCUAGAAGAUGAAGCGAAGCUCGAACGAUUCCUCCAGUGGUUACAGGUGAACAAAGUUGAACUACGGGGUUGUAAGAUCAAAUACUGUCAUUCCAACAAAGGGUUUGGUAUUUUCUCAGCUAGUGGAACUUCUGAUGGUGUUCUAUUAGUUGUUCCACUAGAUUUGGCAAUAACUCCUAUGAGAGUGUUGCAAGAUCCUCUUCUUGGACCAGAAUGUAGAGCAAUGUUUGAAGAGGGAGAAGUAGAUGACAGGUUCCUGAUGAUACUGUUCCUAACUGUGGAGCGCCUUCGUAAAAGUUCUUCAUGGAAGCCGUAUUUUGAUAUGCUUCCACUCACUUUCGGAAACCCACUUUGUUUUACUGAUGAUGAGCUGUUGGAGCUGAAGGGAACGACACUUUAUCGGGCCACUGAACUGCAGAAGAAAAGGCUGCAGUCUUUAUACGAUAAUCAAGUGAAGGGAUUGGUGAAGAAACUUUUAACACUUGAAGGGGAUUCAGAAAGUGAGGUGUCCUUUGAAGAUUUCCUUUGGGCAAAUUCCAUAUUUUGGACUCGUGCUUUGAACAUUCCUCUGCCACAUUCUUAUGUGUUUCCAAAAACUCAAGAAAGGGACAGUAACUUUGCUGUUAGCAAAGAUUCUGAAGAUUCCACUAAAUACAGUGGAGAUUUGUUCAUUGGAAAGGAUGAAAAAGGUUGUAGGGUUCAGGAUGUUAGUAGCCAAAUCAAUGGAGUGACGUCCGCAUCAAUACAAGGGGAGACUAUUUGGGUGGAAGGUCUUGUGCCUGGCAUUGACUUUUGCAACCAUGAUUUAAAGGCAGCAGCAACAUGGGAAGUUGAUGGAACAGGAUCAAUUACAGGAGUUCCUUUCUCCAUGUACCUUCUUUCUGCUCAACAAAGUCCCUUUGCGAUUGAGAGAGAGAUUUCCAUCAGCUAUGGUAACAAAGGAAAUGAGGAACUACUUUAUUUGUAUGGGUUUGUCAUUGAUAAUAAUCCAGAUGACUAUCUCAUGGUCCAUUAUCCCAUGGAGGCAAUCCAGAAUGUUCCCUUUUCUGACUCAAAGGUCCAGCUUCUUGAAGCACAGAAGGCUGAAUUGAGGUGUCUAUUACCUAGAACUUUGCUGGAUCAUGGCUUUUUUUCAGAAAGCACAGAAAAAAGUGAAAGAACUGAUAAGUGGGAGGGAAGAGUUUGCAAUUAUAGUUGGAGUGGUCAGCGCAAGUUGCCCUCUUACUUAAACAAGCUGGUUUUUCCGGAAAGUUUUUUAACUGGCUUGAGGACCAUAGCCUUGCUGGAGGAGCAGAUUUUUCUGGUUUCAUCAAUGCUGGAAGAGCUUGUUGGGCCUGAAGGGGAACGGCAACCAUCUGAUACAGAAGUCCAAGCAGCAGUAUGGGAGGCCUGUGGUGAUUCUGGAGCUUUGCAAUUGCUUGUUGAUCUUCUUCAGACAAAGAUGAUGGAUCUUGAAGAGAAUUCUGGAACAGAGGAAUGUGAUACUGAACUGCUAAAAGGAGUCCACACUACUGAAUGCCAGGAGCAACAAAUAAUUUACAAGGAAAGCUUGAGCCAAGAGAUAGAUGGCCAAAUGCAACAGAAGUUGAGUAGAAACAGGUUCUCCAGUAUUGUAUAUCGACGAGGGCAAAAGCAAUUGACCCGGUUAUUUCUGAAGGAAGCAGAGCAUGCCUUGCAAUUAGCUCUGAGGGAAGGAAACUGAAUGUUAUGAAGUUCUAUAGAUCAUGUCAGUACGGGAGUUACAUUGUUGGUAAAUCUAUUUUUAUAAAUAAGCAUCAGAAGUUGCUCUUCUUUUCCAUUUCUCUAUAAAACCCAGCCAUUUUUAUCAGAUUU